UGUUUUUUUCUCAAUUAUCACAUUUUAGUGCACAGUAAUCCAAGCAUUCAAAAUACAUACAUAUUACAGCAAAAUGGCAUAUACAGCAAUGUUCACAGUAUUACACUUCAACAAAGUUCAAACUGAAAACACAGUUCACCAGCAGGGAUAGACUCAAUGAAUCAAGGCACACUUCUCCAGAGGAGCAAUAUAAAACAAUGAAAAGAAAACUAGUUAGGACAAUUUGUCACAUAUCAGCUUCACAAAGUCAGUGUUGAAUGACAGACAACCAGCACAAGAGAAAAGUACUGUACAAACACAUUUCAUAAAUGUUAUAACAAAUAUAGAAUAAUGUGCAAUGAUAACGGUCAAUAUGCUGUUUUUGUAAAGAGAGUUGGUCACAAAAUAAUGGAGAGGAACAUGGUAUGUUAUUGUACAUUUAGUUUUUCUUUAGUUUCUGCUUAUAGAAACAUAUUAAUCAUGGAAAAUGUUCCUGUUGUGUCCCUUCUGAACAUAUGUUCUAUAUUAAAACAAAAUUAAUUUGUUUAAAAUUCAUUUUUUCUGUAUAAAAUUAAUUAAAUACCAUUCAAUUUAAUAAAUUAUAAGCCCAUGAAAAUAAAAUUCAAAAGAAUUUUAUUAAGAUUACUAGACCACAUUAAUGUACUAUAUAAUAAAUAUAUGUUAACUUAAUUGUAACUCAGGAAAGGUAUGCUUAGCACAACUAAUACUUAAGAGCUGAUGUGAACUAGAGGAUACAGCUGUACCUCAAAAGCAGGCGUAGAAUUUGGAAGGACAGAACUAUAAGCAAUUGUAAAAAUGGACGCCUGGUGGCGCUGUUGACUAAGAGUAAGAAUGAAGGGCUCCACAGAUGCCCAGGAAGCUAAAGAAUAAGCUGAAAAUCAGAACGCUGUCUGCUCCACAGAAGGAGAAGGUAUGGAAGUGUGAUCUAGGGGAGAUGUCCCCAGGAACAAUAAAGCGUUAAAGAAAAUUUAAUUCGAGGUUAUAUCUCCAAACCUUACCUAAGUGGAUUAUAAUCGACUGGAAGAAGCAGCGCCCUCUGGACUGCAUCUGAACAAUGGAGACAGCUCUAGCAAAAACGCCAGAGAAAAGGCAAGUCUUUUUUCUUACUGUAUUGCUGCUUUUGUGGGAGGCUGAUUCUGAGGCGAUUAGAUAUUCCAUGCCAGAAGAAACGGAGAGUGGUUACUUGGUGGCUAACCUGGCAAAAGAUCUGGGGCUCAGGGUGGGGGAACUGGCCACCAGAGGGGCGCGAAUCCAUCACAAAGGAAACAAAGAGCUCUUGCAGCUGGAUGCAGAGACCGGGAAUUUGUUCUUAAAGGAAAAAUUAGAUCGAGAGGAGCUGUGUGGUGUGACAGACCCCUGUGUGCUGCAUUUCCAGCUCAUUCUGGAAAAUCCUGUGCAGUUCUUCCAAACUGACCUGCAGAUCACAGACAUAAACGACCACUCUCCAGAGUUCCCACACAGGGAAAUGCUCCUAAAAAUCACUGAAAGCGCCCAGCCAGGGACUGUGUUUCCUCUGAAGGCAGCUCAGGACUCUGACAUAGGGAACAAUGCUGUUCAGAACUACACAGUCAGUCCCAACCUCCAUUUCCACGUGGUUACUCAGAGUCGCACUGAUGGCAGCAAAUACCCUGAGCUGGUGCUGGACAGAACCCUGGACAGGGAGGAGCAGCCUGAGCUCACUUUAACCCUCACUGCUGUGGAUGGUGGGUCUCCACCCAAGUCUGGGACCACAGUAGUUCGCAUUGAAGUCGUGGACAUCAAUGAUAACGCCCCCCAGUUUGUACAGUCGCUCUAUGAGGUUCAGAUUCCUGAGAACAGCCCCCUUGAUGCUGUAGUUUUGACAGUCUCUGCCAGGGAUUUAGAUGCGGGGAUACAUGGGAAUAUAGCCUACUCUCUGUUUCAAGGGAGUGGAGUUUCUCAACCAUUUGUAAUAGAUGAGGUCACAGGAGAAAUUCGUCUUAAAAGGGUAUUGGAUUUUGAGGCAACAACUUAUUAUAACAUGGAAAUUGUAGCCACAGACAGUGGUGGCUUUUCAGGAAAAUGCAGUGUCCUUGUUGCAGUGGUGGAUGUGAAUGACAAUGCCCCUACACUCACCAUAUCUUCGCUCACUACUUCCAUCCCAGAAAAUGCUCCUGAAGCUGUAGUUGCUGUUUUCAGUGUUUCUGAUCCAGACUCUGGGGACAAUGGAAGGAUGGUGUGUUCUAUUCAGAACAAUCUCCCAUUUCUUUUAAAGCCCACAUUCGAGAACUAUUACACUUUAAUGACAGAGGGGCCACUAGACAGAGAGAGCAGAGCUGAGUACAACAUCACCAUCACAGUCACUGACAUGGGCACACCCAGGCUCACAACUCAGCACACCAUAACAGUUCAGGUGUCUGAUGUCAACGACAACGCCCCCUUCUUCACACAAACCUCCUACACCGUGUUUGUCCAGGAGAACAACAGCCCCGCCCUGCACAUAGGCACCAUCAGUGCCACAGACUCAGACUCUGGCUCCAAUGCCCACAUCACCUACUCUCUGCUGCCCACCCACGACCCGCAGCUGGCCCUCUCCUCGCUCAUCUCCAUCAACGCCGACAAUGGGCAGCUCUUCGCGCUCAGAGCACUGGACUAUGAGGCUCUGCAGACCUUCGAGUUCCAGGUGGGCGCCACAGACCAAGGCUCUCCUGCACUCAGCAGCCAGGCGUUGGUGCGUGUGCUGGUGCUGGACGCCAACGACAAUGCGCCCUUCGUGCUCUACCCGCUGCAGAACGCCUCUGCACCCUGCACAGAGCUGCUGCCCAGGGCGGCAGAGCCAGGCUACCUGGUCACCAAGGUGGUGGCAGUGGACCGCGACUCUGGACAGAACGCCUGGCUGUCCUUCCAGCUGCUCAAGGCCACAGAGCCCGGGCUGUUCAGCGUGUGGGCACACAAUGGCGAGGUGCGCACCUCCAGGCUGCUGACUGAGCGCGAUGCUCCCAAGCACAGGCUGCUGCUGCUGGUCAAGGACAAUGGAGAUCCUCCAAGGUCUGCCAGUGUCACUCUGCAUGUGCUGCUGGUGGAUGGCUUCUCUCAGCCCUACCUGCCUCUGCCAGAGGUGGCGCGCGACCCCGCUCACGACAAUGAGGAUUUGCUCACACUGUACCUGGUCAUUGCCUUGGCUUCUGUGUCUUCCAUCUUCCUGUUGUCUGUGCUGCUGUUCGUGGGGGUGAGGCUGUGCAGGAGGGCCAGGGCGGCCUCUCUGGGUGGCUGCUCUGUGCCUGAGGGACACUUUCCUGGCCACCUGGUAGACGUCAACGGCACUGGGACCCUGUCCCAGAGCUACCAGUAUGAGGUGUGUCUGAGGGGAGACUCUGGGACAGGUGAGUUUAAAUUUCUCAAACCCAUGGUCCCCAACUUGUUUCAGGAUGCUGGGAGAGAAGUUAAGGAAAGUCCCCACUGCAGGGACAGCUUUGUAUUCAGUUAACUUUUGUGUUUGGUUCAGUGAAUUUAGUUUUGGUAAAUCUAUAGCAAUAUGGUUCUCUUAAGAAAGUGAAUCAUUUUCUCUAAGUAUUGACAUUGUAAUCGAAGCAUAUGCAUGUCCUCCAUUACCAAUUUUUUUUUUUACUUUCUUGCCAUCUGCUGUACUUAGAAGUGUCAGGUGUGAUGAAUAUUAAGAACACAAUUUCAACUUAUAUUUUACUUUAGCUCAAGUAUUGCAAAACAAUUACAAGCAUUUUAGUUAACCUGUUUUGGGUUUUUGUUGGUUGGUUGGGUUGGUUGGGUUUUUGUUUGUUUGUUUGUUUUUUGUUCUUGACAUAGUAUGUCUGUAUGUAGCUCUGGCUGUCCUAGAACUCACUAUGUAGACCAGGGUGGCCUCAAACUGAUAGACAUCCAUCUUCUCUCUCGAGCUCUCAAAUGCCAGCAGCUUUAUUAUUUUUACCAGAUAAUUUCAAGUUUUUAUGGCCAAAGUGUUUACAUAGUUUUAACUUCAUUUUGUUGUAUUGGAUAUUAAAUAUAGGACCUCAUACCUGCUAACCAUAUAUUCUGAUAGAAUGAGCUUCACUCACAGUUGAAGUUGCUCAUAGUUACCUUGAGCAGCCAUGAGCAUAACAACUUGCAUACUUGUCUUCAAAUUGUAAACAUUCACUUAUUAAAAUAAUAAGACAUAAUUUGUAUUGCAUAAUACAAAAAUUAUUGGUUUUUAAUUGAACUCUAAUCCUUUUUCAUCUUAUGUGAACCACACAUGCUAGAGGUUGUCUGUGUUAUUUGUCCACCACAUACCUAGCACACUGUUCCUUAAAUAUUAAUUUUAACAAUCUCAUUUAUAAAUAUUAAAGAGAUAACCUUAUGUCUUGUUAAUUUGUCAUCUAUUUCACUAAACAAAACUGUUUCAGAGUAAGAGUAUAAUCAGUGAUUGACCAAGCAUGCAUGCCAAGGCCUGGGUAACACUUCCAAGCAGGAAAAAGAAACAGACAGAAAAAAACACACCUGUUAAAUCUUUGCUUGACACAAUACUGUUUGAAAACUAAUCUGGGUAACAGAAGAAACCACUGACAUCCUCAAGGAAUCGAGACUUUUGAUGGUCUCAUUUUAUCUUAUUGUUCCAGAAAUAAAAGUGUUCAUGGAGCUUUUGUGAUUUUUU
Molecule: messenger RNA, 4603 nt
Organism: Peromyscus eremicus (cactus mouse)
Lineage: Eukaryota; Metazoa; Chordata; Mammalia; Rodentia; Cricetidae
Product: protocadherin beta-6-like
Exons: 1
Coding region: 1055-3445 (796 amino acids)
Biological process (GO): homophilic cell-cell adhesion
Cellular component (GO): plasma membrane
Molecular function (GO): calcium ion binding
Source: RefSeq, a predicted model, not a curated record